CGAUUUGCAUACUUCUCAAGAUAGAUUUCACAGUUUCACUGUUCACCAUUUUGUAAGCACUGAAAGAUAGUUGAAAAAUAAUUUGUUGGAUUUAAAAAACUAACAAUAAAUUUCAAAAAUGUGUUAACUAACUCAUUAUUUCUGAAAAGAGACAGUGUGGAUCAAUUUUGUUUUGAAAGCAUACAAAUUGGAAUAACAAACGUUAUUCUAACAGCAUUUGAUGGCCUCUGACAAGGACUCUUGAUAUGUUUAACAAGUCGGCAUUGUAUUUGAAAAGUAAAUAAUUGUAGAAAAUGCUUUUGAAUUUGUAUCUGCAUUCUGAUAUAUUUGUAACCCUGAAAUAAUUACCAUCCACACACAGUUCCAUUGUGGUGUAGUGGUCAGUGCAGUUGACUUGUAAGUAGGAGGUCCCAUGUUUACAUUCUCUCUGCAUGUCCUCCAUUUUUGUACUUUAAAUUAAAGAUACAAAUUAGUUACCGAAGGUAUGGGUUUGUAGCCUGGCCUGCCAGACUCGUCCUCUGUUUAAUUCUGCACAGAGAAUGAGUCUGGUAACUCUCCUCUUCAAAUAACUCCUCCCUGUGAGAUUUCUAACCGAGCCAAUCAGCGCUGAGUAUCGUACGUCACACACCACAACGCCAGGGGCGUGUCCAGGGAGUGGCCUGGGGUAGCACAUGCCACCCUUGGAAUCUUAUUGGCCACCCCAGGUGCCACCACACUAAUUUACCUUUAAAUAGGCUUUUCAUUGUCCACAAAAGGCUUGGGGGUAAAACAAAAAAGCACAACCAUUGGUGCCACCCAUGCACAAAGUUGUGCCUCACCUGGGCCACCCCAUUUUAAAAGAUCUGGACACGCCACUGUACAACACCGAGUUUGUCGAACAUGGCGACUGAAGCGGAGUUCGCUGCGGCUCUUUUCUCUGGUCUAAAUAACUUGGACACAACAAGUAGAAGCACUAAAAGCCUUUUUUCUAAAGAAAGAUGUUUGCGCUGUUGCCAGACUCCAUUUUUGACUACAGCUAAAAAACUACAGCGCUGCGGACGUCACACACGGCGAUGCUCACUUUCUCAUAAACAGCGAAAACAGCGGCGGAGUUCACUGCGGCUCUUUCCUCUGUUCUAAACGACUCAAAUGUCGUUAAAACCACAAGUAGAAGCACUAAAAGCAUUUCUUCUAAAAAAUAAAAAUGAUGUUUGCGCCGUUGCCAGACGCUAUUUUUUUUUACUACAGCUAGAAAACUACAGCGUUUUGCGGUACAGUCGGGAUUUCCAUCUUUUUUCUGACUGGUUACUUUGAGCUGCCUAGUCCCGCCCCUCAAGUGCCUCUCUGCCUGUGAGUUACCAGACUCUUUCUCUGUGCAGAAUUAAACUGAGGAGGAGUCUGGCAGGCCAGGCUAGUGGGUUUGGCAUGUAAAAAGGUACAAAUUUGGACCCAGAGUUGAUGGUACGAAAUGGUACCUUUGAGGGUACCACCCCAGUGACAAGACAUUGUACCCCUAAAGGUACAAUUCUGUAUUUUAAUUUAUGAGUGUGCACCCAGUCAUGGAGCGUAAUGUUUGGCUGUCUUUCAAACUGCCUCCUCAAGUCAGUCGACAGCAAUAGAACCAAUCGGAGCAACGAACAACGUGACAUUCUCAGUCAACGGGACAGUCCGUCAUACAUCGUCAAAGAAACAGCAAAUACAUCCUUACCCCAAAUAAAUUAAAAGAAAGGCUCAAGUCUAAAUUGUUGAAGUUGAUGCCAAAUGUAUUUUAAGUGUCCCUGUGGAUGCCAUCUUUAUAGUUUUUCUCCACCACAGCUCUGGUGUGUAGAGUGCUGUGAUUGGCCAGACAUAAAACAGAGCAAGUCACUGGUAGACCUGCUGAGGAUAGCGUGGCUAGACCAAAUAGCAGAGCAAAAUCUUUUGCUUUGGUCUAGAUUAAUUGGCUUCUGUUUUAUUAGCCGGUUGCCAUGUUGUAACAAAAGUGUUGUUGGAAAAGAUUUUGUUUAUAGAUAAAGUCCCUGCAAGUAUGAGGAAAUGUACUUUUGUUUAGAUAAGUCACACUCCAACCAUUCACUCGCCAAAGCAGCUUGACACGAACAAAAAUAUUCCUGUCAGCACAAAAUGGUUGUUACAGUAUAUUUACUUUGGCUCGCUCUUUUUUAAAAUGUGUUUAGAUUUCAGAUUCCUCGAUAAACAUUUGUCAUUACAGGCUACUGAAACAGGUAACAGGUUGACUGGAAAUGUAAGACGGUGGAAUGACAUUGUUGAUUCUUGAGAUGUGCUGCUGUGAUUUCCCUAAAGAAAACAAAAGAUUAUUUCCCAUGAAAGUCAUGCAACUCGAAACGGCAAAGAAAAGAAAAAAGAAAAACUGUCUCCUUUUGUUACGGCGUACAGCAUUUAUCGGAAAGGGACAAACUAUUAUAACAGUAAAAUGUCCAGAUCCUUCCUCUUCAACAUACUGGAUAUUAAAAUACAAACACCAACCUGUUUUCCUUUGAGGGGAAUAAUCUGUUUACUAGUACAUAAACUAUAAUGAACCCCGAAAGUCAGUCAGCUGCAGCAGACCCUGUGCUGCUGAGGGAACAGCUUGCAGAGCCGGUGAUCAAGCAUCAUGAUUAAGCACCAACUGCGAAAGACUCUCCAUGUGUUCAGUCCAAUUCAGGCUGGCGCUGAUUACUCUCAUCAGGGCCCCUUAUGCUGCAGGGUUUGGAGCUGCACCAACUGCUGUUUGAGGUACCGGUUCUUCCACGAAAUUAUUUGAUUACUGGACAUAUGGGUGGAAAUAAAGCAGCAUUAUGAUAAGGGGAGUGGUACUGAGGAAACAGGAAGGAAUAUGGAUUUUUUUAUUUAUCCUGUAUUAGAUACAUUUAUUAUGGGAAUAAAGUUUAAUUGUGGAAAAUAAAGUCUUAAUAGCAAAAAUUAAGCUGGGAACUUUAGAGAACAGUAUUUGAUUAAUUAAAAUGCAAUGUAAAUAAUAAACUGCUUUAUUACAGCUUCAACUUAUAAAUGAAUGAGACAAAAUGUGGUCUGGGCUUUUUGUGUCAUAGUUAGCUUCUCAUUCAAAACAGUAUUUAAAUUGUUUCAACCAAUGUAUUUUUAUAGGAUUUAACAAAACUAUUACAUUUCUCCUUCAAACUUUAUUCAUUCUUCGUUACUUUUUUAAUUCUGCUUUGCAGCUCCUUGCAGUAACUCUUGUCACCGCCUUGCGUCGCUGUCGUAAACUGUAGCGCAUUUUUUCAUAACAAAACGCCACAUCCGGUGACUUUAUCUAAAGGGUCUGAGAAGCUGCAGGACUGUGCAUUCAUGUUGCGUGUGAUUGCAACAUCCCUGUGCCUUCAAUGCCAUCAUGCAACAACUCUGCAUUUAAAUGUCAGGGCAUGGGGGACCCUCAGUCCUAGAGAGAACCAGCAGACUGUGGAGGCUUUUUAUGAGCUUUCUGUGGACAUCCAAAAGGUUCGGAAACUUAAGGGCUGGGUGCUACAUCAGUUUCCAGCCUACACUAAGGAAGUAGCUGCUCUGCUGGAGGACAUGGGUGCCUCGGGCUCCAUCAUCGCUCACGUUCUAGCUGUCCAUCCUGAAGCCAUCCUGUGUAAUCCAGAGCAGAUGCAGACUCAGAUGGAGUUGUGGAUGUCUGUGUGUCCGAACCAGAGAGAAUUGAUUGGGAUCAUUGAGAAAUUCCCGGCUUCCUUCUUUACCUCCUCCAAUCACCAUGACAACCAGAGGAAUAAUAUUUCUUACUUUCAGAGCUUGAACCUCAACAAGCGCAUCAUCACCAAACUGAUGGCUAGCGCUCCACAGAGCUUCAGUCGGCCUGUGGAGCAGAACCAGUUGAUGGUCUCCACCCUUCAGCAGGCUUACCAGGAGCUCGGCGGUGAAGAGGCGAACAUGAAAAUUUGGCUUCAGAAGCUGCUGAGUCAGAAUCCGUUUGUCUUUCUCAAGUCACCAGAGGUGCUGAAACAGAAUCUGGUGUUCCUGAGAGACAGUGGCUUCAGCACUGCAGAGCUCCUCCAUCUUCUCUCCAAACUUAAAGGUUUUGUUACUGAACUGAACCCAGACAGCAUGCGUCGCUCCCUUAAUUUCUCCCAGGAAACCAUCGGCUGCUCCGAAGCAGAACUGAGGCACAUUAUCCUGAAGUGUCCGGCUCUGCUGUACUACCCAGAUUCUACGCUGGCCGAGCGCUUUAAGGGCCUCCUCAGCACUGGGAUCAGCAUGUCUCAGAUCAUAGCAACUCCAACCAUCCUGGAGCUGACCACACAGAUAGUGAAUUAUCGUAUCCAGAGACUGACGGCUCGUGGGUAUGAUGUGAGAACAGGCAGUCUGGAUGUUCUAAACGGCACCAAGAAGGACUUUGAAAUGAGUUUUGGGAAACUGCAACUUCGGCGAGAGAGACCACUGUUUAAUCCUGUGGCACCGUUAAAAGUAGAGGACUGACAGUUGGACUAAAAAUGCAUGAGACCUUCUGCUCUGAUCAGUUUUUAGAUUUAUUUCUGGUGUUUUAAAUUUAAAAGUGCAAUUCUGUCCAUCACUUUAUUGUAUGAGCUGCUGGCUUGUUUUCUUUCUACAGGUAAAAUAAUUCAAAUGACAACAGUCAGGGUGUCUUACAUUUGAUUUAGUUUUUUAAAGAUAUUUUUAAAGUGACAGUGUGUAGUUUUUUUGUUUUUUUUUUUACUAUUAAUCUUGGGAAAUAUCUAUCAAAAUGUCGUUGAAAAUGAAUUCAACGAUGCCCAGUUGUUGAAAAAUAUGGGCAGCUUUGUAAUACAGUAAUCCCUCGUUUAUCGCGGUAGAUGCGUUCCAGACCUGGCCGCGAUAGGUGAAAAUCCGCGAAGUAGGGACUCCCAGCAUGCCCCUCGCGGGGAUUCCCUCCACGUCACACCUACGUCACAAACCGCGGCUAUAAACGGAAGUCGCCUUUCCAGCUCACCACUCAGUCAUCGUUUCUUCAGAUUCAUGAUCAGAGUUUCCAACCUACCGAUCAAUCUAAUGAACUAUCAACUCAUAGUAAGUUAUCUUACUUCUGGAAAGCCCGGCAUUUCCGUGUCACUUUGUUGACGCUCGAACGCUCAGGGGUUUCCUAGAUCAGCCGGCGUUUCACCGACGCUAUCACUUCCGCGUCUGUGAAACCACUUGUUUUUUUUAGUUUUAUUACAAAAAGUGCAUUUUAUGAUGAAAUUGAUGAAAAAAAAAACAAGAAUUUCUUGAUAUUUCGCAUAGAAAAAUACCGCGAAUCAGUGAAAAAUACCGCAAAUCUGCAAAUUCCCCCUGAAAAAUGCUCCAAAGAAAAAAUCCGCGGAGCAGCGAAUCCGCGAUGAACGAACCGCGAAGUAGCGAGGGAUUACUGUAUAUAACCAUAAAAAUCUGGUCUAAGUCUCUGGGCGGUGCCAUAUUAGACACCAUGUUUCUUUCUACGGGAGCCCAUGAGGACACAAUGCAUUUACUGAUUUGUAACAAACGGUUAAAAAACUUUUGCCAUUCAUAAACGUUGUUGUUUAGCACAUUUACCUCUUCACUUGUUGCCAAUGAUGAAAAUGAGUCUGAUGCGCUUGUUGUUUUGCUGGAGGUUGAAUGAUCUGACAAAGUACUUGUUCAGAAAUUGUGCUCCCAGAGAUUUUUCGACUUUAAUGACCUUCCGUUGGUUACGUUUUUCUGGAACACAAAAACACUGCUUGCUUGCAGUGAUUUAGGUAUGUACUGUCCCCUAUCGCCACGGAAAAUACACACUGUUACUUUAAGUAUUAGUAUUAGGUUCAAAACAAUCCUGAAACUUCUUAAAUUGAUUAUUUAAGUUGUUUUUUUUUUUACAAUAAUCCAAAGUUGCAUCAUGAAGCAUAUUUGUUAUCUCUCUGCUGCCACAAUAAAAAAUGCUAUUAAAAAAUAA
Nothobranchius furzeri (turquoise killifish) is the source of this 5854-nucleotide messenger RNA. RefSeq names its product mitochondrial transcription termination factor 2 (gene mterf2). The record is from RefSeq and is a predicted model, not a curated record. Gene Ontology annotation, molecular function: double-stranded DNA binding. Gene Ontology annotation, cellular component: mitochondrial matrix. Lineage: Eukaryota; Metazoa; Chordata; Actinopteri; Cyprinodontiformes; Nothobranchiidae. Gene Ontology annotation, biological process: termination of mitochondrial transcription; regulation of DNA-templated transcription.